Messenger RNA from Cornus florida, 2311 nucleotides. RefSeq names its product phosphoglucomutase, chloroplastic. The coding region runs from base 183 to 2087 and encodes 634 amino acids. Gene Ontology annotation, cellular component: cytosol. The record is from RefSeq and is a predicted model, not a curated record. NCBI's taxonomy places the organism in Eukaryota, Viridiplantae, Streptophyta, Magnoliopsida, Cornales, Cornaceae. The transcript is spliced from 22 exons. Gene Ontology annotation, biological process: carbohydrate metabolic process. Gene Ontology annotation, molecular function: magnesium ion binding; phosphoglucomutase activity.
AAGCGUUCAGUGGCCAUGUGGCAACUGUGACUUUCAAUUUUCAAUAACCAAUUAUGAUAUUACUAAUCAAUCAGACAAUGUCUUGGAUCUUUCCCUUCGUAUUCAAAUCAUAAAUCAGUUACUCAGCAUCAUCUUCUUCAGCACUUUCUCUCUCUAGAGUUUGAAGUACAGAACAGUGAUUCAUGGCGUUCUCUGUGAGACUAGAGACCGUUAUAUUAUCAUCUCCCAAACUCACACGAUCAUCAUCAUCCAAUGCCACUCUCUCUCAUCCGAUCAGAUCUUCCUCUCUCCUCAGCUCAUCCCCUCUCUUCCCCACCCUCUCACUUCCCAAACACCCUCUCACAUCUUCAUCUUCUUCACUCACCAUCAGAGCCUCUUCGCCUUCCUCUUCCCCAUCCACCACACUUGCUGAAGGCAUAAAGAUUAAGUCAGUUCCAACGAAGCCGAUCGAAGGUCAAAAGACCGGGACGAGCGGUCUUCGAAAGAAGGUUAAAGUAUUUAUGCAAGAAAAUUACCUUGCCAACUGGAUUCAGUCAUUGUUUAGUUCGUUGCCGCCUGAGGAUUACAAGAACGGAUUGUUGGUGUUAGGAGGUGAUGGUCGUUAUUUUAAUAAAGAAGCUUCACAGAUAAUUAUUAAGAUCGCCGCUGGGAAUGGGGUUGGUAAAAUUUUGGUUGGCAAGGAAGGUAUUAUGUCAACUCCAGCUGUUUCUGCUGUAAUCCGGAAGAGGAAGGCCAAUGGUGGUUUUAUAAUGAGUGCCAGUCAUAAUCCUGGUGGUCCUGAAUAUGAUUGGGGUAUCAAGUUUAAUUACAGCAGUGGGCAACCUGCACCAGAAUCCAUCACCGACAAGAUCUAUGGGAACACACUUUCUAUCUCUGAAAUUAAGAUGGCAGAAAUUCCAGAUGUUGACCUCUCUAAUCUUGGAGUUACAAAGUAUGGGAACUUCAGUGUCGAAGUAGUUGACCCUGUUUCUGACUAUUUGGACCUAAUGGAGGAAGUAUUUGAUUUUUCACUAAUCAGAAGUCUUCUUGCACGGUCAGAUUUCAGGUUUGUAUUCGAUGCCAUGCAUGCAGUUACGGGUGCUUAUGCAAAACCCAUCUUUGUGGACAAGCUAGGGGCAAGCUCGGAUUCAAUAUUAAAUGGAGUGCCUUUGGAAGAUUUUGGCCAUGGUCAUCCAGAUCCUAAUCUUACAUAUGCUAAGGAUUUGGUCAACAUCAUGUAUGGUGAGAAUGGGCCUGAUUUUGGAGCCGCAAGUGAUGGAGAUGGUGAUAGAAACAUGAUUCUUGGUAGAGACUUUUUUGUUACUCCUUCAGAUUCUGUUGCAAUUAUUGCAGCCAAUGCGAAAGCGAUUCCAUACUUCCAGAGUGGCCCUAAGGGUUUGGCUCGAUCUAUGCCCACAAGUGGUGCUCUUGAUCGUGUUGCUCAGAAAUUGAAUCUUCCCUUUUUUGAGGUUCCCACUGGUUGGAAAUUUUUUGGGAAUCUCAUGGAUGCUGGGAAAUUGUCAAUUUGUGGAGAAGAGAGUUUUGGUACCGGUUCUGACCACAUUCGUGAGAAGGAUGGCAUAUGGGCGGUGUUAGCUUGGCUUUCGAUAAUUGCAUAUCAAAAUAAGGUCAAGAAACCUGGGGAGAGAUUGGUUUCUGUCUCUGAUGUUGUGAAGGAGUAUUGGGCAACAUAUGGAAGGAAUUUCUUUGCUAGAUAUGACUAUGAAGAAUGUGAAUCCGAAGGAGCCAAUAAAAUGGUUGAAUAUCUCAGAGAUUUAGUCUCUAAGAGCAAGUUAGGUGAUAAAUAUGGAAAUUACAGCCUUCAAUUCGCAGAUGACUUUGCCUACACCGAUCCUAUAGACGGAAGUGUAGCAUCAAAGCAAGGUGUUCGAUUUGUUUUCAGUGAUGGAUCAAGGAUAAUCUUUCGUCUAUCAGGAACUGGAUCAGCAGGUGCAACUGUUAGAAUGUACAUUGAGCAAUUUGAGCCAGAUGUCUCUAAACAUGAUGCGGAUGCCCAAAUUGCACUAAAACCAUUGAUAGAUCUGGCGCUCUCUGUAUCAAAGCUGAAGGACUUCACAGGAAGGGAGAAGCCUACAGUUAUCACAUAGAGCAGACACUUCUAUAUUAAUCUCACUUAAUGAAACCUCUAUCAGUAGCAAUGUUGAAGCAGGUCCGGCGUUCCAUCUUUUUUUUCCUGCGCGUUUUAUGUUAUAUAUUCUUUCCGUUCAGUUUUGGUUGCAGUAUUAGCAAUCAUGCUUUGCAGGACAAUGUCCCACAUGUAAAAUUGGUGUAACAUUUCUCCUGGCAAUAAAAUAUAUAUUUUUCGCUGAUA